AUGCCGCCGCAGCCAGACGAUCAAACAAACGAGACAGAAGAGGGAUGCAAAUGGGAAAAACCGAUGCAAGAGCUCGAGGAAGAAGACAAUAAUAUGCUGAUACAUGUGGAAUGGGAUCAGUUGAGAAAAGAAUUCUCAGAGUAUCUUGAAAAUGAGAUACCUACCAUCGAAGCAAUUGUUACUCAACAUCUGAACUUGAGAUCACAUCAGAUGUGCAGAGUUGCAGAAAGAUCCCAGUGGCUGGACAAAGGGACGUUUAACCUCUGUGUCCCUGUCUUCAUUAGCAACUGGCGUGCGCAACGGGUCCUGAUUAGGUGCCCUUUCCCCCACCGCCUGGGUGGUCUACACACGACUGCACUGAUGGACGAAAAGCUCCGUUGUGAAGCAGCUUCAUUUGCUCACCUAUCUCGGAAUCACCCUCGUGUUCCUAUUCCACAUCUAUGGGGAUUUGGGCUCCCAGGCGGCCUACAUUUCUCAGCUCUGGAGCACGCGCCCUGGUACCAGCGAGCGUUAACAUCUCUGAAAUAUUACUGGUCAUGGAUCUUUCGAAAACCAUAUUUCCGGCCAUUCAUUCCGUGUCAAAGUCAUUUCUCAUUGAAGAGCGGCUAUCUGUUGAUGGAGUUCUUCGAGGAAGAGCGAGGGCGAAUGCUCUCUGCGGUAGAGCGUCCCACCGCAGAAGAUCGGAGAACACUUUUCCGAAGUUUGCGAGACAUACUUCUCGACCUGUCGCGCCCGCUAUCUAGGAUCGGCUCCUUUACCGUUCACGAGUCUGGAGAAGUGAGUCUCAGCAACCGACCAUUGACAAUGGGGUUAGCUGUACUUGAAAAUGAAGGUAUCCAGACGCAAAUCCCCCGAGACUACUGCUAUUCCUCUACCGACUCGUACCUUCUUGAUCUCCUAAACUGCCACAAUCAGCGGUUAAUAUAUCAACCAAAUGCGGCCCGCAGUAAACUCGACUUGGAAGGUCAGAUGGCUACUAUCGUCGCUCUACAGGCACUAUACCCGAGAUUUAGGAAUAUGCCAUUACAGCGAAACCCGCCUGUCUUUCAAUUCACGGAUUUGCACGAAAGUAAUUUCUUUGUGGACAAAAAAUAUAAUAUCACAGGUAUUGUGGACAUUGAGUGGAGCUGUGUUUUGCCUAGGGAAAUGCAACAUCCGCCCUUCUGGCUUUCUGGACACGAGCUCGAUGAUCUUGAUGGAGAAGAGACAAGAGAGAACGAACAGGAGUUCGAGAGGGCUUGUGAAGAAUUCCUUCAGAUCCUCGAAGAAGACAAUAAGGGGGAGAUAUUCCCAACUCGCCCUCGUGACUAUGCUCAAGCAAUGAGAGACUCUCUUCAGAGAAACCAGCACUGGUACUUGACCGCAGUGAGAAUCCCGCGGAUCGCGUACAAUUUAUUCAUCAACAAAAUACAACCCCUUUUUGCGCUUGCUCACUCUGAAGAGGACGCCGGCAUAUUCCAGGAUGUUGUGGCCAGAUACUGGAGAGUUGACACUAUGGAAUUUGUCGAGCAAAAACGCCGUGACUGGAGCGACUAUCUCAGUCAGUUACGAUCCAUGAAAGGCCCAUCAAUGAGCAUGCCAGUCUGA
Molecule: messenger RNA, 1587 nt
Organism: Fonsecaea erecta
Lineage: Eukaryota; Fungi; Ascomycota; Eurotiomycetes; Chaetothyriales; Herpotrichiellaceae
Exons: 2
Coding region: 1-1587 (528 amino acids)
Source: RefSeq, a predicted model, not a curated record